Molecule: messenger RNA, 2551 nt
Organism: Austrofundulus limnaeus
Lineage: Eukaryota; Metazoa; Chordata; Actinopteri; Cyprinodontiformes; Rivulidae
Gene: poc1a
Product: POC1 centriolar protein A
Exons: 11
Coding region: 197-1591 (464 amino acids)
Biological process (GO): cilium assembly
Cellular component (GO): centriole; ciliary basal body
Molecular function (GO): protein binding
Source: RefSeq, a predicted model, not a curated record
GCGCMCAAUCGCGGCGCGUAAACUGAACUCAGUUGUUGUUAGCAACUACCGGCUAAGCUAAUGGCUAACCGGAAAGCUAACGGGACUUCUCACUAAUCUCCUCCUAAAACGGAGCAGAGUGCGGCUGUUUGGGUCAUUUCGGUCGCAACGACAAGUCGUUCUCCCUGAAUAAAAGUCUUAAAGUAUCAGGGAUAAAAUGACCUCUGCAAUGUCUGAUCCAACCCUAGAGAGACAUUUCAAGGGUCAUAGAGACACUGUGACAAGUGUGGACUUCAGCUGCAACAUGAAACAGAUUGCCACAGGCUCGAUGGACUCUUGUGUGAUGAUCUGGAACUUGAAGCCUCAGAUGAGGGCCUAUCGCUUUGAUGGACACAAAGAAGCUGUAACUUCGGUUCAGUUUUCUCCAUCUGGCCACCUGCUGGCCUCUGCCUCCAGAGACAAAACUGUGCGCCUUUGGGUGCCCAGCAUGAAGGCUGAUUCAACGGUGUUCAGGGCUCACACUGCCACUGUGCGCUGUGUCAAUUUCUCUGGUGAUGGACAGACUCUGGUCACCGCAUCUGAUGACAAAACCAUCAAAGUGUGGACAGUCCACCGACAGAAGUUUCUCUUCUCGCUCAACCAGCACAUGAACUGGGUCCGCUGUGCCAAAUUUUCUCCGGAUGAUCGUUUGAUUGUGUCGUGCAGCGAUGAUAAGACCAUAAAGCUUUGGGACAAGAACAGCAGAGAGUGCAUUCACKCUUUCUUUGAACAUGCUGGUUUUGCAAACUAUGUGGACUUCCAUCCCAGUGGGACUUGUAUUGCAGCAGCUAGUACUGACCACUCUGUGAAGGUGUGGGACAUCAGAACUCACAGGAUGCUUCAACACUACCCUGUCCACUGCGGUGUUGUAAACGGUUUGUCUUUCCAUCCUUCUGGAAGUUUUCUAAUUACUGCAUCCAGCGAUUCUACAGUGAAAAUAAUGGACCUUGUGGAGGGUAAACUAUUGUAUACGCUGCAUGGACAUCAGGGUCCAGUCACUUGUGUGGCCUUCUCCAGGACGGGGGAGUACUUUUCCUCUGGAGGUUCUGAUGAACAGGUUAUGGUCUGGAAGAGCAAUUUUGACUGUUUUGAAUGUGCAAAACUGGAACAUAAAAGUGGAGCCAGUGCCACCAGUCAUCUCCCACAGAAUUUGUAUCCAACUACUGGUACUCUCCGCAGCCAGACCUUUGAAUCAGCCGAUCCAAUGAGCAGAAAGGACUCUCAAACCACUGCUCGCUCUCAGAGUUUGAGCCGCGAUGGCAGCCACAGCAGAGCAGCUCACUCUUCUACCCACAGAGAUCCCACCGUCAGGUCGUCCUCCRCCCAGGAGAAUCCGAGCCAAAGUUUACCGCGACCUUCACAUCAGGAUGAAGCACAGUCCGGUGCUUCAGAUGGAAGGGUUCCCUCUGGUCUGACAAACACCCUGGAGCACAUCAUGGGUCAACUGGACAUUCUCACUCAGACUGUGUCGAUCCUUGAGCAGCGGUUGACGCUGACUGAAGACAAACUCAAGGAGUGCUUGGAGAACCAAAUGGAGAUUCGACAGCAUCUUCAGAGGAAAGAGGACGACUAAAGGUGGAAGAAAUGUUGACAAAGGUGGCCACAUUGAUAACACGAACAGAAACUGCAUCUAAAAGAAGGGGCCCUACAUAUUCAGUCGCACAUUCACGAGUACCAGAUGAACGCACACUGAGCCGUACUGCUGAUGCACUGCUUAUUUUACACAGAAAUAUCAGGGGUGAAGGAGCUGAAUAUUAGAGAAGUUCCUCCCCAGUAGUGCUGAGUGCGCAGCCUGUUUUCUGCUGACAAGGGACUAGUCUUUUUGUAUACGUGCCUGCGCUGAAUGUGUGUUCAGAGCGACUGCCUGUUCAAGUGUCAACGCAUACGAGGGCCCCCUGGUCGUGUUUAUGUUCUGUCUCCGUUUGUCACGAGCGGAGCGAGAUCAAACGUUCUUGGUUAUCAUAAAGUCCAGAUGCGGUAAACAGAACCAGGUAAUAGAUUGGUGGACGUAUUUUAGUAGCAGACAUUUUGAAAGUAAAAAUGAAAUACUUAGCUGCCAAAAAGAACUCCCAACACAGUGCCUUCAUUUUAUACAUCUGAUGAUCAUUUCUGUUUUGUUUUGUUUGUUUUUUUUGCCAAGAAAUCCCAUGAGAAGAUCAAAACUUAGUCACUUAUUGAUGUUAUCAACAAUCGUUGGUGAUUCUUGAGCUCUUUGUUGCUUUCCUUAAACUGUUAGUAAAGCACUGCUGCUCCAGAGCUACAUCUUAUUUCCUUAAAUCCUCUUGAAUCUCCUGUUUACUCACCAACUCGCUUGUGUGUUUACAUUGAGCUUUGGGCUUAGCUCUGCAGGCAGGUUUAGAGAGUCAGAAGAUGAAGUAACUUGUUUAUUCUCAGGUUGACAAUAAGAACUCUUUAAAUGACAUCAUCCUCUGACUUUGUGAUGUCGUUUUUUUUUUACUUGCUCUUUCUAUACUGUUUUGAAAACUUUUAAUCUCUGAAGUAUGUUAUUGUUAAUAAAUGUUUUACCCUCUUA